AUGGCGCAGGACAGCACAGGGCUUCCUUCUGACCUUUCUUUGGAAGAGAGAGAGGAGCUUCUAGACAUCCGGCGAAGGAAGAAGGAGCUUAUUGAUGACAUUGAGAGGCUCAAGUAUGAAAUCGCAGAAGUGAUGACAGAGAUCGACAACCUGACUUCUGUAGAGGAGAGCAAAACCACACAGAGGAAUAAGCAGAUAGCCAUGGGGAGAAAGAAGUUCAACAUGGACCCCAAGAAGGGAAUUCAGUUUCUAAUAGAAAAUGACCUGCUACAGAGCUCCCCAGAAGACGUGGCCCAGUUCCUUUAUAAAGGAGAAGGCCUGAAUAAGACAGUCAUCGGGGACUACCUGGGCGAGAGGGAUGAAUUUAAUAUUAAAGUUCUUCAAGCUUUUGUUGAGCUCCAUGAGUUUGCCGACCUCAACCUCGUACAGGCCUUAAGGCAGUUCCUGUGGAGCUUCCGCCUUCCUGGGGAGGCUCAGAAGAUAGACCGCAUGAUGGAGGCCUUUGCUGCCCGCUACUGCCUGUGCAACCCUGGGGUCUUCCAGUCCACAGAUACCUGCUAUGUGCUGUCCUUUGCCAUCAUCAUGCUCAACACCAGUCUGCACAACCACAACGUGCGGGACAAGCCCACAGCCGAGCGCUUCAUCACGAUGAACCGCGGCAUCAACGAGGGCGGGGACCUGCCUGAGGAGCUGCUGAGGAACUUAUACGACAGUAUUAAGAACGAGCCAUUCAAGAUCCCUGAGGAUGACGGGAAUGACCUGACCCACACGUUCUUCAACCCUGACCGGGAAGGCUGGCUCCUGAAGCUGGGAGGCGGUCGAGUGAAGACCUGGAAGCGGCGCUGGUUCAUCCUGACCGACAACUGCCUCUACUACUUCGAGUACACGACGGACAAGGAGCCUCGGGGAAUCAUCCCACUGGAGAACCUCAGCAUCCGGGAGGUGGAGGACCCGCGGAAACCAAACUGUUUUGAGCUUUACAACCCGAGCCACAAGGGGCAAGUCAUCAAGGCCUGCAAGACGGAGGCCGACGGGCGUGUGGUGGAGGGGAACCACGUGGUGUACCGCAUCUCAGCGCCCACCCCCGAGGAGAAGGACGAGUGGAUCAAGUCCAUCAAAGCAAGCAUCAGCAGGGAUCCUUUCUAUGACAUGUUGGCAACGAGGAAGAGAAGGAUUGCCAAUAAAAAGUAG
Elephantulus edwardii (Cape elephant shrew) is the source of this 1191-nucleotide messenger RNA. It is a transcript of the gene CYTH3, whose product is annotated as cytohesin 3. Bases 1 to 1191 code for a protein of 396 amino acids. Gene Ontology annotation, molecular function: guanyl-nucleotide exchange factor activity. Gene Ontology annotation, biological process: regulation of ARF protein signal transduction. NCBI's taxonomy places the organism in Eukaryota, Metazoa, Chordata, Mammalia, Macroscelidea, Macroscelididae. The transcript is spliced from 14 exons. The record is from RefSeq and is a predicted model, not a curated record.